UAUAAGAAGCGGUCGGCGAGCGCUUUAGAAGUCGGACAGGCAGUAGAAGGAGGAGGAAGGGAAUCAUUUCGAGAUCGCUCCUAGGAGUGGCGAUCGAAGAAGAAAACGUCCAAUCUUCUUUCUGACUGGAAAAAGGCUGCGGGUGCGCGUCCGGGGGCCGGAGGCUGCACCAUGCAGCAGCCACAACAACAGUACGAUUUCUUCAGUGAGGACAAUGCACCCAAAUGGCGCGGUCUACUCGUCGUUGCUCUGCGGAAGGUUCAACAACAGGUACAUCCCAAACUUGCCUCUACUGAGGAUGCCUUGCAAUACAUUGAAGAGCUAAUCCUACAGUUGCUGAGCAUGCUUUGUUUAGCCCAACCUCGUAGUGUUCAAGAUGUGGAGGAACGUGUGCAGAAAUCAUUCCCACAUCCAAUCGACAAAUGGGCCAUUGCUGAUGCUCAAUCAGCCAUAGAAAAACGUAAACGUAGAAAUCCUCUUUUGUUGCCUGUUGACAAAAUUCACCCUCUUCUAAAGGAGGUUCUUGGUUACAAAGUCGACCAUCAAGUUUCUGUUUACAUUGUUGCAGUAUUGGAGUACAUAUCUGCUGACAUACUUAAGCUAGCAGGCAAUUAUGUACGAAACAUACGGCACUAUGAAAUCACCCAACAAGACAUUAAAGUGGCUAUGUGUGCUGAUAAGGUACUAAUGGAUAUGUUUCAUCAAGAUGAGGAAGAUCUAGGUGUGAUUGAAGAGGAACCUAUUACCACUGGCGAGCAAACGUAUUAUGAUUUAGUGAAGAUGUACAUGUCUGAGAUUCGGCAGUAUCUGAGGGAAUUGAAUCUCAUCAUCAAAGUCUUCAGGGAACCUUUUGUAUCAGAUGUUAAGCUGUUUUCUGCAAAUGAUGUAGAAACCAUAUUUAGUCGUAUUGUGGAUAUCCACGAGUUGACUGUGAAGCUAUUGGGCCUAAUUGAAGAUACUGUGGAAAUGACAGAUGAAGGCAGCCCUCAUCCAUUAGUGGGAAGCUGUUUCGAAGACUUAGCUGAAGAGUUAGCAUUCGAUCCAUAUGAAAACUAUGCACAGGACAUACUGCGGCCUGGCUUUCAUGAUCAUUUUCUUAGCCUUUUAUCAAAGCCAGGAGCUGCAUUCUACUUGCAGUCAAUUGGUGAAGGUUUCAAGGAAGCUGUGCAAUAUGUUCUUCCCAGACUGUUACUGGCACCUGUUUACCAUUGCCUGCACUAUUUUGAACUUCUAAAGCAAUUAGAGGAGAAAAGUGAAGAUGAAGAAGACAAAGAAUGCCUGAAACAAGCCAUAACUGCUCUUCUUAACCUCCAGAGCAGUAUGGAAAGGAUUUGUUCAAAAUCACUUGCGAAAAGAAGGCUGAGUGAGUCUGCCUGUCGUUUUUAUAAUCAACAAAUGAAAAGCAAACACCUUGCAAUCAAGAAAAUGAAUGAGAUCCAGAAAAAUAUUGAUGGCUGGGAAGGCAAAGACAUUGGACAGUGCUGCAAUGAAUUUAUAAUGGAAGGCACACUGACACGUGUGGGUGCAAAACAUGAAAGGCACAUAUUCCUGUUUGAUGGCUUGAUGAUUUGCUGUAAAUCAAAUCAUGGUCAGCCUAGGUUGCCUGGUGGAAGCUAUGCAGAAUAUCGUCUCAAAGAGAAGUUUUUCAUGCGUAAGGUACAGAUCAAUGACAAAGAUGACACUAAUGAGUACAAACAUGCUUUUGAAGUUAUCUUAAAGGAUGAAAACGGUGUAAUUUUUGCUGCUAAAUCAGCAGAGGAAAAGAAUAAUUGGAUGGCAGCUUUAAUUUCUUUACAAUAUCGUAGUACACUGGAGAGGAUGUUGGAUACCACUAUGCUACAGGAGGAGAAAGAGGAGCCGCUUAGGCUCCCAAGUCCUGAAGUGUACAGGUUUGCUGAGCCAGAUUCUGAGGAGAACAUUGUGUUUGAGGAGAAUGUGCAAUCUAAAUCGGGAAUUCCUAUUAUCAAAGCUGGAACUGUUACAAAAUUGAUUGAACGCCUUACUUACCAUAUGUAUGCAGACCCAAACUUUGUUAGGACAUUCCUCACAACGUAUCGGUCCUUCUGCAAACCCCGGGAGUUGCUAGGCCUUUUAAUUGAAAGAUUUGAGAUUCCAGAGCCAGAGCCUACCGAAGCUGAUCGGAAGGCAAUGGAGCAUGGCGAUCAGCCUCUCAGUGCAGAAUUAAAACGUUUUAGGAAAGAAUAUGUUCAACCUGUGCAACUUCGAGUUCUGAAUGUAUGUCGACACUGGGUGGAACAUCAUUUCUAUGACUUUGAAAGAGAUGCAGAAUUAUUAUAUCAACUAGAAGAAUUCAUUGGGACAGUUAGAGGUAAAGCCAUGAAGAAAUGGGUUGAAUCUAUCAGUAAAAUCAUCCUAAGGAAAAAACAGGCACAAGCAAAUGGACCAUCACAUGCUAUCACGUUUGAAAGUUUGCCCCCUUCCAUAGAAUGGCACAUAAGUAGGAUUGGCCAAGUUGAAGCGUUUGACCUGCUAACUUUGCAUCCAAUAGAAAUUGCACGGCAGCUAACUUUAUUAGAAUCUGAUCUUUACAGAGCUGUUCAACCAUCAGAAUUAGUAGGAAGUGUAUGGACAAAGGAUGACAAGGAAAUAAAUUCUUCAAACCUCCUGAAGAUGAUAAGGCAUACCACUAAUCUCACUCUGUGGUUUGAAAAAUGCAUAGUAGAAACUGAAAACUUGGAAGAAAGAAUAGCAGUUGUCAGUCGAAUAAUUGAGAUCCUGCAGGUUUUCCAAGAACUAAACAAUUUUAAUGGAGUGUUGGAAGUGGUCAGUGCCAUGAAUUCAUCUCCUGUAUAUAGACUGGAUCAUACAUUUGAGCAAAUACCAAGUCGUCAAAAGAAAAUUUUAGAAGAGGCUCAUGAAUUGAGUGAAGAUCACUAUAAAAAGUAUUUGGCUAAACUCAGAUCCAUCAAUCCUCCAUGUGUGCCUUUCUUUGGUAUAUAUUUGACGAACAUUCUGAAGACGGAGGAAGGUAACCCUGAUUUCUUGAAACGACAUGGUAAAGAGUUGAUCAAUUUCAGUAAGAGAAGGAAAGUGGCAGAAAUAACAGGAGAGAUCCAGCAGUACCAAAACCAACCGUAUUGCUUACGAGUAGAGCAAGACAUUAAGAAGUUUUUUGAAAAUUUAAAUCCAAUGGGAAAUACUUUGGAGAAAGAAUUUACAGAUUACUUGUUCAAUAAGUCUUUGGAAAUAGAACCUCGUAAUGCCAGAUCAUUACCUCGAUUUGCAAAGAAAUAUAAUUACCCACUGAAAUCUCCUGGUGUCCGACCAUCUAACCCCAGACAUCCAGUGUCAGGCACCUUGCGUGGGCAUCCUACACCUUUACAGCAGGAACCACGGAAAAUCAGUUACAGUCGAAUAACAGAGAAUGAGACUGAAAGCAUAGCGUCAGCACCAAAUUCCCCACGUACUCCUCUGACACCACCACCUGCUUCUGCUGCAUCCAGCUCAACAGAUGUCUGUAGUGUGUUCGGGGAUUCUGAUCCAGCUAGUCCAUUCUAUUCAAGCAGUGAUACCAUAUUUGCCCCAGUUACACUGGCCCAUGGUGCAAGGCCAGCAUCAGUUUCUUCAAUGAGCUACAAUAGAAGCAUUGAUGAAGCUCAUAUCCCUCCUCCUGUUCCACCACGUAGGCGACCUGAAUCUGCCCCAACAGAAUCUUCCCCAUCCAAGAUCAAGUCAAAACACCUGGACAGCCCACCUGCUAUUCCACCCCGUCAACCCACAGGCAAGGUUUACUCGCCUCGGUACCCGUUGUCAGAGAGGUCGUCGAUAUCAGAACCUCCUGAUAGUCCUCCCAGCUUGCCACCUCGUGAGCCUGUACGAACACCAGAUGUAUUUCCAGGCUCGCCUUUGCCCCUGCAGCCUCCACCCUUGGGUAGAAAAGCUGAGCAUCCUAAUACUUUUUUCCCCAAUUCCCCAGUGCCUUUUACUCCACCUCCUCCUCAGACACCUUCUCCUCUUGGAACUCGCAGGCAUUUGCCAUCACCCCCUUUACCACAAGAUGCUGAUAUUGGUACCGCUGCUGGACCACCCGUUCCACCAAGACAGAGCUCUACAUCUCAAAUAAUUCCAAAACUUCCACCAAAAACCUACAAAAGGGAGCAUACACAUCCAUCGUUCCAUCGAGAUGGACUACCACUGCUGGAAAAUGCCCACCCCUCUUAGCUCUGAAACAUUUUCCUUAAACACUACAGGUUCUUAGACACUGCUGAGGUUGCAGCAUUGGACAGUGCUGUAAGAAUUUUAAAAUGUUUAAUGCCUGGCUUGGUAAGUUUCUAUUGCUUCUGACGCGAACCAGAGUUUCCAUCAAUUUGGAUUUACACAUUGGGAAACAAAUUGAGCUGGGUUGACUUUGCCAGUAAUCGAAAAUGCAGUUGUCAGUUUGCUGUACCAAUGAUAAACAUGUGUUGAUGAUGAAGGUUGGAACACCUAACAUCAACCAGCUGAAAAGAGGAGUGUGAGCAGAAAAUGUGGUUUGCGUCUCCAUCUUAAAAACAGGAUCAAUAUUUCACAUGAUCAUGCCUUGUUUAAAUACUUUUAAAUGUAUCAGAAAGGGGACUUCUGGAAAUGCAUUUUCGGUACCUAGACUAAUGAGCAAAUAUUUGCUCUGCACGGUAAUUGUAAACUUUUUGUUUGUUGAAAUUUGGGUACCUGCUACACCAAAGAGGCACAUUCUUUGUGGAGACUGAUUCAAGAACCAGUCCUACGAGAGAGAUCCUUCAAUGAGAAUGUAGCACCCAUCUUCAUUAGACAAAGGAGAACACAUUCAUCUGAUUUUAUUACCAUUUAAAACCAAGCGAAUUUAACCCAGGUGUAGCAAAAUGUGGAAACUAGUGACGUCUGCAUUACAUCUCCAAUGAGUUCUUGAUCUUACAACAUUCUCUUAAAUGUGCAUUUACUGACUUUUUAAAGCCUAGUGAUAAUCCAUGUCAUAACAUCACUGCAAUGUCAGAAAUUCCUUUCAGAAUAUAUUCAACAGCUGUAUUUUUAAGCAGAGUAUACAAUGAAAUGGCUUAAUCUUGAAGUGGAGAUUUGGGUUUAUAACAAAAUAAUCCAUUAGUUUUGUUUUAUUUUACUGAUACUGAUAAAGCUGAAGUAUUUAUUCAAAAGACCCCACAUUCCUAUACUCCAUGUUCCCAAACUUCAUUCCAUUCUAAAUUGUUACAAGGAUAUUGAGGAAAAGAAGAUUUGAUGCAUAACUGCAUAGUGCAUUGUUAAUUCCCUAUACAUGUUAUUUGCUAAUUGAUUCAUGCAUUGAGCACUGAACAAACCAAACUCAAAUUUACAGAGGCCAAUUAGUAUUGAACUAAGUCAUUAUGCCGAAUGCAAUUGGAUCUGUUGAAUGCUUUCUGCAGUAUCUUGUUUAAGAGAAGGAAGGCAAUAUUGAAUUCACAAAUAACUCUUGAAUUUGGAUGAUAGUUGAUUCUAAGACAAAUUGAGGUAGUUUGUAGAGUAUAUACCAAUAGUGCAGUAUUACAGUAGAAUAUCAUGAACUUUGCCCUUGGUGUAUAAAUUUCCAAAAGUAACAUAGUGUGAAAGCCUUGAACUAGAGCAUGAGAGCAUUGGGAUGCAAUAUGCACUUGUCAGACUACUCAGUGUAAAACAGUUAGCUUUAGAAUGCGCAGAUGACAGUGUACAGGUCAGACCAAACAGUGUAGGUUGUUAUUUUUGUUAACGUAUUGCUUGUUCCAAGCCCCAUUCAAAAAUAGAGUUUAGCAUCAGAAAUAAGAUUUACAAACAGCUUUUUGGCUCCACACAUGAAUCCUGCACUUACCACAAAAAGGUAUCCAUUUUUAGUUCUCUAAUCUAUAUUGUAAUAUAAUAUUUUCAAAACAUGCCACUUCAUAAUUUAGUCAAAAUGAUCCAUUCUUAAUGUUGGCAUUUGAAUUUGAUUACAACUGUGCAUUACUUCUCUGCAAAAGCUUAAGUCUUUAAUUCACAUUAUCUCGGAAUGUCACAAGUCCCUGCUUUUAUUUUUUUCAGAAGUAUUAAAACCACCAUGAUCAUGAGCUAGGAAAUAAGGGUGCAGGCUUUAAAAAUAAAACUAAACAUGAGAAAUAGUAGAUGUAGUAGAUAAUUUGAUUGCAAGCCUUUGGCACAUUGAAAAUAAGGGCAUAAUCCUGAACUCUGGUUCAAAAUGUACUGAUGUUAUGAUUUGAAUUAUCCACAAAUUUUCAUUCCAGUAGCUUACAUUUGUGAUUUGAACAAAUACACUUAUGCAUGCUAAUUUUAAAAUAAAUCACUUUAUUGCCACUAGAAUAAAUAAUUUCAACAAGCACUAUUAAAUCUACUGUAUCUAAUUAGAUUUCAUGUUGGUAAUUUAUCAUGCUUUACUCAAAACACUUCAUCUACAGGACAACCGAACAAUAUUAAAAUGCUAUCAUUUCAGCAAGCCAUUUUAAGCACUUUGACAUAUCAAUGGCUAUACUGUGUCAGUUUAGCUAUUGAUAGGGCUGCCAAAUAUAAACUGUUAUGGAUAUUUUUGCAAUAGUUAGUCUGGAAAAAAGCUUAAUUGGCUUUUCUUUUGUAUAAGCAAAUAGAGUUCAGUUUCAGGUGCUUUCAUUGAUCUUGUAAAUUUGGAAAAUGCAGGAAGGAGCAUGGAGGGAUGCGGUAAAGUACAAAUUGACUUUGGUAACUGAUUUACACAAUUAUAUUCAGCAAGUUAAAUAAGUCUUAAAGCUGCUUGAUUUCUGUAGGCAUGAUAUUUAAAAAGUGCUGUAUCAUAAAAGUAUCAUAUUUAAGCCCAUUAACUCAGUAGUUUUGGACAUUAUUUAGGAAGUUUUUUUGUUCAUAAAUGGCAGUGUCAUUGAGAAAUCUUUGUAUGUUGUCAUGGAGUCAACAUUUGUCAUCUCUUUGCCAAUUGUUACUUUUCUCUUGAUCCUAUUGAGUGUUGGUUAGAUCUUUAAAGCCAGGCAACACUUAAACCACAUGUAAGUCAUAAGCAUGCUGUUUAAGUUUAAUAAUGAAGCCACUAUGAAAGAUAAUGAGUGCACAGAAGGCUAAAUUUGGCGGACUUCACUGAAAAAUAUGUGGUCAGUGAAAAUUAGCAGACCAGUCAGUUUAAUUUUCAGGGUUACAUACCAGUUGGAAAAUACCGUUACCAAUGUGCAUUUGUUUGUACUGUAAAUGUCAAUUAGAUAUGGUUCAGCAAAUUAAAGAAAGCACUUGAGAAAUAUAUUCCCUAUUUAUGCAAGCUUGGCUGUCUAUGGCUGGAAUCCAUAGUUGUUGACAUAUUGCAGCUGACUAAUGAGGUAGUAUCUCCGUAUAUCUAACAGACUUCAAAUUAAAUCUGAGAAUUACUUUCUGUAAAUGUCAGCUUGGUAAAUAUUGGUUAGUUGCAAGUUCAGAUUUGAUACAGUUUCAGCAGACCUGUUCGGAAAUAAUAGGUGUUCUCUCUGUACUGCUGACUUUAUUUUCUGUCGAAUUUUAUAUUUCUUGGUAUUGAUCACAAUGCAGGAAGAAGAAAACAAAGUGUAAUUUAUUAUUUUUUAAAAAUAAGUCCAACUACGUGCCUCCUUAAAAGUGCAUUGACUUCCAUAAUAUAAAUCAUAAAGGAACAUGAAACAGGUUUGGACCAUUCAGCUCCUCGAACCUUUUCCACCAUUCAACUAGAUAUGGGUGAUUUGUACCUCAUCUUCAUUUACUCAUUAUUUCUUCAUGUCCUCUUGAGGAACAUCUGACUGAAUGAGGCUUCCUCCCUAGAGAAGAAAUUGCAGCAAGCCACAGCAACAAAGCUGAUUGGCUUUAAUGCAAAGUAACCUAAGAUUCACUCUGAUUUGGUUGGGAACCUCCUACUUUAUAAAUGAAGUCAUUUAAAUUGUGGUUGAAUGUGUAGUGAUGCGCCCUAUACUGUUUGUGCCGACGCAUGUCAGUUUUAGUAGCUGCCAAAUGUGCCUUUUUAUUAUGUCUCAACCUUCUUUUCUGACUUCUUGAACUUUUUUUAAAAUCUUUUUUGUUUUAGAAAAAGGGAGGUGGGGCAAGUUAUAUUUCUGGUUAUAUGCACCAGAAAACAAACCUUUUCUGGUAUAAACAAAAUGUACAUAUCAGUGGUUAAAGUUUGCGUGUGUGUGUGUGUGUGUGUGUGUGUGUGUGUGUGUGUGUGUGUGUGUUGCAUUUGUUUUAAUGGCAUGGUUAUUUGCAGCUAUGAUUAUGUGUAGUCAUUAGAUAAAGUUGACCAGAUUUGAGAACAAAUCGUAGUCUUUCUUGGCACAUUUGAAAUUACCUGUAUAUUUUAACCAUGUCUGUAGAAUUUCGUAUCCUGUGUUAGGAAUAAUAGUAUUCAUUUUGCAGUUCAGUAUAAUAAUUGCAGUUUGCCCUGUAUCGAUUACAUAGAAAAAUAAUAUUCAGAACGAAUGGGAACAAAUAAUGGCAAAGUGACACUUGACUUACAAAAUAGGACCCAGAUAAAAUAUACACAACAAUGAAAUAAAUUGUUUUUGCCUUACUUUUGUUCAAAGUGUAUUACACUGACAUUUCUAAUGUAAUUUACCAGGAUAUUUUGUUUCUUUCCUGGAACAAUUGUUUUUAACAAUAUCGUAAGUCAUUUUUUUUCAACUGGUAUGUAAAUCCUAGAAUGCUUCGCAAUGGGAAUUUUUGCAUUAGCCUAAUUUUUUUGUGUGUAAUUGGGUUUAUUUUAAAUGGUUACAUUAAAUUUCCA
Molecule: messenger RNA, 8674 nt
Organism: Stegostoma tigrinum
Lineage: Eukaryota; Metazoa; Chordata; Chondrichthyes; Orectolobiformes; Stegostomatidae
Product: son of sevenless homolog 1
Exons: 23
Coding region: 172-4182 (1336 amino acids)
Biological process (GO): Ras protein signal transduction; positive regulation of GTPase activity
Cellular component (GO): plasma membrane; nucleosome
Molecular function (GO): structural constituent of chromatin; DNA binding; guanyl-nucleotide exchange factor activity
Source: RefSeq, a predicted model, not a curated record